UGCUCUGCUUCACUCAAGAAACAGCAACAACACUAAACACAAAAUAAUGAAAAAAAUAAGGAUUUGUAAAAAAAACAAACGGGCUCGUUAUUUAAGAUUGAUUCUCCUAUUUUCGUUUUGCGAUUUAGACGUAGGCCUACCACUGUGCUUUUCCGUACACGGACCUAUCGCGUUACCCAGUGCAUGCUGGGAGUUGUAGUUAAAUGGCUUAUAAUCCAAAGGUUAUUUGGUGGGAGUCCGAAAUCUAUUUCCCGUGAGACAACGGGAGCUGCGUAUCCAUGACAGCCGUAUUAUUGUUGUCGAUGGCGCUAACUCUAGCACCAAGGUGGCGACAGCUCGCCCCGCUCACGUUAUAUUUUACAAUGUAAAACGUAGUGUUGAUUAAUUGGCAGCUUCUGGGCCGCGCACGACACGCUCAUUAUGAAUGAAUACACACGGCUGUUCGUGCCUUGUUGACGUUGUCUCUGUCCCGUCCACAUAACGGCAGCUAGUUUACAGCAUCCUCCCAACGGGAGCGUAUGUAGCCAAAGGCGCGUCCAGCUCACUCGCUCCCGGGGCGUUUUAUCUGCGGACCAGAGGAACUAUGCUGGACGUCCGCCUGAACGGUUCCCAGCGAGUCCAGGACGUGGAGGCAAGCAUGAGAGACGAGGGCCCGAGCCCAUAACACGGAGACGAGGGAGAAUGAUUUCACGGUACAAUAGAAGACCCGUAUCGCACACGCUUGAGAUACGUGGGUUGUCGCGCAGCAGCCUUGACCACCACCCUCUCCCAGAGGAAGCAGACGAUAACCAAACGCCUCAGCGUUACCUCCAUGACCUCCAGGAAGCUGCCUCCGCUCACAACAGCUCCGAGACGUCUGCUGCCUCGGGCCACUCUGACUGUCCCACCGUCAUUUCAGUGGACUCCAACCCGUCCUGGUCAGGCAUCCACAGCUCCACAGGCACCGGCAUCUCCACAGAGAGGAGCUCUGUCUUCUCCUGGGGCUACGAUGAGUUCGACAAGGCAGCGUCACGGCAGGUGCAACAGAUGUUUGAGGAGAUCGACAAAGAGCUGUACGAGGGGAGAGGCAGCGGGGGAGGGAUACUCCAGGGGCUGCAGGAAGAGUGUCAGCAGUGGGCCACACGUUUCCCACAUCUUCGGAUCCUGGGGAAUCAGCUGAUGUGUCCCAGUGACGAGGGCUUCCAGUGGUAUGCUACUUCAGGGGAAGGCGGCUCUGCCGGCUGCCCGUCGUCAGCCGCAGAGAGCAGUGCGAAGUCCCAGGAGGAAGAUGAGAGUGGCACAGAGUUGAACGUGCAGGGCAGGAGAGCGGUGCUGAACGAGGCCUCCUCAGCAGAGUUGGAUGAGGCUCCUGGCACCUGCAGCGGCUCCUGCAGUCCCGACGAGCCGAGAGUGAUUGAAGUGGAGGGCCUGAUGGAGGAAUACCUGGCUUUCGAUAGCAGGGACUUGGAGGACGAGUGGGAGCAGGAUUGUUCGGAGUCGGGUCGGAGGCAUCGCUCUCUGCCCCCUGUCUCUCCAUACCGGUGUCGCCGCCAAGCUGUUCUCGACCUGCUGUUUGAUGAUGUGUGGUGGCAGCUGGUUGGCUGGAUGAAAGAGCUGGUUCAACGCCACUGGGAAUGCUGCACCUCAAGCGAUGAAAAGAUUUCUGGGAUCUUGAGCCCUGUGCCGCAGGACUCCCAGAACCCCUUCAUGCUGCUCUCCAUGCUGCCCAAACUCGGCCAGAGCAAGGUGCCCCCCCUCACUGCUGGGCUGCAGUUUCAGAACACAAAGUCAAGGGGCUCAAAGCACAAGUCCAGACGGAAAUCCAAAAAGCAGAAAAGGCCUUCCACUGCGGGAAGGGUCCCAGUCGGAGCACCAGUGACCCAGCACAACCUGAACGACCUAAUUGUGAUCCACAGCAUCCCCCUGCAGCAGAGGAACCUUGUUGUGCUGGAAAGAAACCAGGAGCCAGAGGACCGGGCGUCUCAGAGACCAGGCUCCAGCGUGCUCCCCUCCAGCAAACUGCGCCCUCGCAGAGCCCUGGAGCUGAGCUCCUCCUCGCUGACCCGCCAGGCACAGUCCACCCGACGUAGAAACCCUCCUCCCCGAACACUCCUGCCACUGGUUCCUAGUCUGAGUCAGUCCUGUGCAGCGGGAUCCAUGGAUGAGGUCAUCCGUGGGACACGUCUACACACAGCCAGCGACUGCCUGGCGUCUGCCUUGUUUCCUCUGAGCAGGAACACACUGCUUCCCCCCAUCAGCACCGGAGACCCCGAGUCAUCUCACCCGGGGCAGCAGUGCAAACCUGCACAGCGUCAGAGAGGCCCGUCCAGCCGCGCCCACAGUGCUAUAAAUGACGAGGCCGGCAGUUCAAUACCAAGGGACCGUCACCACCUGCUGGACGUCUUCUCGCGGCCCAACACCACUCACACAUACAGGUCCGACACUCCUUACCGUCGUUCCUUCACAGUGUUGGACAACAUCGGUCAGGGGCGGCCAGGCAGAGUCUCUGUAGCCACAGACUCUCUUGGCAUCGGUGUGAUGGGCAUCAGUCUUGGCAUCAGCAGCUCAUCUUUCUUGGACUCGUUUUCCCACCACCCCUUGGGACACUCGCCCAUCAAAGACAAAGAGGAGCCAGACCCACAAGCCCCCGUCCCGGCGACCUCGGUGCCUGCGUCGGUCCCACCCCGCUCUUACACCAGGGGAAGCAUCUCAACCAGAGCCAGCAGACCUGGCUUGUAGUUUGCUUCCCAACCCUUCAGCCAUUCAUCUUUAUUCACCUCAACAAAGUGCAACUCGCAGCAGCAUCUGCGCCUCCCUUUUUUUAAAUGACAGAAGUAGGAGUUUUUUUUUGGAGCCUAUUUUUGUAUUUCAGAUAUCAGCUUAUGUGGCUGCCAAACACACAGACACUUGAUCAUAUGCAGCAGGAGCUGUAUGUGUGGACAUGUGUACUUUAUGUAUAUCUAUUUAUGUGAAUGUACAGUAUAUUAUCCUCCGUGUUGUGUUGGUAAAUGACUAUGCGGGGAACAACACAUCCCCCUAGACCGGGAUAGAGAGGAUAAAAAGCACUUUCUUUCCUCUCUGGUGCUACAUCAGUUUGGUACUCUAUCUUUUAUAAAGGACACCAUUUUCAACUCAGUUUAAAAUCCUAUUAAUCAGGAGAGGGAAUAUGCUGGCUGAACAUCUGUGGCCCAAGAUAAAUAAAGGAAAAGAAGAAACUGUAAAUAACUAAUUCAUCAUGUCUGUAUUUGAGGUACAUGUUCUUUAUAACCUGAGCAAAGCCAUGUGGGGGUGCUUAGACAGGUAACAUCAGGGUCACUGCACAAAAGGUAGUUUCCCCUUCAUUCAUUUAUAAAAUAAUGUAUCAUGCUGAGGUGACAAAGCUUAAAAAUCAAAGCUUUUCUCCGAUGCAUUUUAUUUUCUAUUUUAUACAAAAUAAAUGGUAAAAAAAAGUGUGUACUGAUGAUGUAUAUAAAUAUGAAUUUAUUUGUAUUUUGGAAACUAAACAAAGAAAAAGACAAGAAAUAAAAGAAUCAUUUACAUUUUGAGAAGCGUCACGAAAAGCGAAUGAGGCAGAUAAAGAAAAUACAGAAGGGAGCCGCCGAAGAGCUGCUGCUCAUUCAUUGGGGCCGAAUACUCUUAAUAAUCUAAAAGGUUUUUUUCACAAGUGUCUCCAUUUAUAAACAUGAUAUUUUCUAUA
Molecule: messenger RNA, 3676 nt
Organism: Pseudoliparis swirei
Lineage: Eukaryota; Metazoa; Chordata; Actinopteri; Perciformes; Liparidae
Gene: fam149b1
Product: family with sequence similarity 149 member B1
Exons: 16
Coding region: 682-2718 (678 amino acids)
Biological process (GO): cilium assembly; protein localization to cilium
Source: RefSeq, a predicted model, not a curated record